AUGGCGACGUUACCGAGAUCAUUUCGUUGUGCGGUGACUUUACGUCCGCUUCUUUCGAGACGUAUUAUAACUCUUUCAACCUCGUUGAGACAAUCGAUUUCGCGUCAAUGUCGACAUGCGGCAGGGUAUUCGACGCAAGCCAAUUCACAGAAGCCGUUCUAUGUUACGACUCCAAUUUUUUAUGUGAAUGCCGCACCCCAUGUCGGCCAUCUAUAUUCCAUGGUCCUCGGCGACGUAAUCAAACGAUGGGAGCAACUAAAAGGUAACAAAGACGCCAUCUUCCUAACCGGCACCGACGAGCACGGAAUCAAAAUACAGCAAGCCGCCCAAGAGGCCGGUAUGGAUACACAGGCUUUCUGCGACAUGAACUGUAAAACAUUCAAGGAUCUGGCGAGAGCAGCAAAUAUCAGCAAUGAUCAUUUCAUACGCACUACGGAUGAAGCGCACAAGGACGCGGUACGAUAUUUUUGGGAAAUGUUACAACAUCGGGGUUAUAUAUAUACAAAGAAACAUGAGGGAUGGUAUUCUGUGAGCGAUGAGGCGUUUUAUCCUCAGUCGCAGGUGGAGCCUUCUUUAGAUCCGGCGACGGGGAGGAAACGGAUGGUUUCUACUGAGACCGGCAAGGAAGUUGAAUGGUCGUCAGAGACGAAUUAUCAUUUCCGGCUAUCCGCUUUUCGAGAUCGACUUCUUGAGUUUUAUGAGCUGAAUCCCAAGUUUAUUCUAUCAAAGAGUCAUAUGAUGAACGUCAAACAAGCGGUCGAAGAAGGACUGCAGGAUCUGUCAGUUUCAAGACCUGUUGAGCGUCUGACCUGGGGCGUCAGAGUUCCCGGAGAUGAUUCUCAAACGAUAUAUGUCUGGCUGGAUGCGCUUAUCAAUUACCUGACCAAAGCCGGUUACCCAUUUACUCCUGGAAAGGAGUCUGAUUUGGGCUGGCCGGCCGAUCUUCACAUCGUAGGCAAGGAUAUCAUUCGCUUCCACUGCAUAUACUGGCCUGCAUUCCUCAUGGCACUCGACCUGCCCCUUCCGCGACACGUCCUUGUUCACGGCCACUGGACAAUGAACAAAGCCAAAAUGUCCAAAUCUACCGGCAACGUUGUCAACCCCUUCUUCGCCAUUGAUCGGUUUUCGGUCGAUAUUAUGCGUUUCUUUCUUACUCUUCGCGGCCCGCUGGGUGACGACUCGAACUAUGAUAAUAGCAACAUCGUUAACGACUAUAAGAAGUAUCUGCAGUACGGUGUGGGCAAUGUAUACCAACGUCUAAUGGGUCUCACGAAAAUGCAGUUAAGGCCAAGUAUAGAGGCGGCACGUUCGGGCUUCACGACGGAGCCGAACGAGUAUGAUAUCGAAUUCGAGCAAUAUCUACAUACAUUCCCGAAAAUCGUCGAACGAAACAUGGAAGCAUUCCACUCCAAGGCCGCUCUUCGUGAGAUUGUAGAUGCGACCAUGAAGGCACAAAACUAUUUCCACCACUCCGCCCCCUGGCAACACAAAGACGAUCUCAGCCGGUGUUAUCGCGUCUUCUACAAUGUAAGCGAAUACCUCCGUAUCGCGGGUAUUCUGCUACAACCAUUUGUGCCGCAAAAGGCGUCGGAAGUUCUGGACCGGAUAGGUGUGAGACAGGACGCUGUUGCACGUGGGUUUGGGGCAGCACAGUACGGGGCGGAUUAUGAGUAUGGCCAUGCGCCCAAGGUUGAUAAGCGUGAGCUUCUUUUUCCGCCUCUUAUGGUUGAGGAUUGAUCCUGACUUCUCUUGUAUAAUACAUGCAAUUAUCACUGUAUACUACAAAUAUCA
Talaromyces stipitatus ATCC 10500 is the source of this 1791-nucleotide messenger RNA. RefSeq names its product methionyl-tRNA synthetase, putative. The record is from RefSeq and is a predicted model, not a curated record. The transcript is spliced from 5 exons. Gene Ontology annotation, biological process: methionyl-tRNA aminoacylation. Gene Ontology annotation, molecular function: methionine-tRNA ligase activity; ATP binding. Bases 1 to 1737 code for a protein of 578 amino acids. NCBI's taxonomy places the organism in Eukaryota, Fungi, Ascomycota, Eurotiomycetes, Eurotiales, Trichocomaceae.